This is a messenger RNA of Amoebophrya sp. A25, 1052 nucleotides long. Lineage: Eukaryota; Dinophyceae; Syndiniales; Amoebophryaceae. The record is from the annotation of a GenBank genome assembly.
AUGCAAGCGCAUCAUGAGUAUCGCGACUUACCAAUCUUAACCAAGCACGAACGGAAAGGUGGAGCCAAAGAUGUGAGCAUGGAGGUGUCGUUAUUGAUUUUGUACCACACCUUACUUUCCUUGUUGUCUAGAUACGCCUGGCAGCUUUUACGUGCAUAGAGAAAACUACAGGUCUACAAAGUCUAGAAAAUCACAGUACCAAGGGUCACUCCAGGCAAAACAUAAUGCGAAGUCGAGACUCAUGUUGCCUCCCCAGAUGCAGACGCUAAAUGACGAGGAAAAACCGAACUGCCGAAAAAACUGAAAAAGCCCGUAGGGUUUUUUAAUAUUUUUUCGGCCGUUUCCCUUCGACCCUUCGGGAUUUGGCCGGGCUCUCUCGUCCAAUUGGGUCUUGGUUCUCCUACUCUGUUACCCCGAUCCAUCAAAAAACUAUCAUCUUCAACAAGAAUACUAUAGCUUCUUCAGCAUCAAUUUCUCAUGUUCUUCUCCUACGUAGACGUACUACAUCUACUUCAGAUGAUUCCGGACACCAAUGGCGCGCCAUCAACAGAGGUAAGGGCAGCUGAGGUGACAAACGCAAAUCGCAAAGACUCGGGAGAAGAUAUUUUGGAUAUCUUAGCAGCGCAGACUGACACCUUCGAAGUAGAAGAACCCGAGAGGCAAAACACAACCAUGGACGGUCGAGAAGCAUCGGAUGAAGUCCUCAAACAUUAAGGUUCAUGUCGUGACGAAGGGUGCGCGUAGACUUAUUCUUCACCUAUUUAUAAUAAUGUAGAACGGUCAGCUUGAAUAUUAUGCUCACGCAUCAAAACGACCUCAGAAGUUCUUUAACCUUCGCCAGCUCGCUGAGAGAACAAAAAAUUGUUGUGAUCUCAUCAAUGCGAAUGCCAUUCAAUGGUGGCGUCUUUCUAAGGAAAAGCAUUUGCUGGCCUGAAGCUUCAUGGCGAGUCGUCAGGAGACGAAGCAAGCGUGAUUAUUCACUCCAGUGCCAGUGACUCAAGAAAAACCUCAAGGUUCUCGGAAGAUGCCGAGGCAACUGAGCAGAAGCAGGC